GCCGGUACACAGUGAGGAAGGGACUGCUCUUCUAAACCGAUGUUCUACGGAUUCACAGCGGAUAUAUAUAUAUAUCAUGUGGAUUUUGAAAAACAAUUAUUAAAACAGGAAUAAGCGAAUCGCAUUUUCUCACGCGUCAAGGAAUUCAUGAACAGAAAGCUAUCGGGAACUGAACUGACCUGAUCUCGAGCAAAUCAUUGGAUUUCCUUCUGCAAUGCAACUUUUUUAAAGGAAGCAAAGACCUUAUCACCGGAGUACACCAGAGAAACUAAUUACGGUUUUCGGCUCCCCUGGGGAGAUGUUCCAAGGGUUCCCCGGCGACCUCGACUCCGGCUCCCUCUGUAGUUCGUCCCCGUCCACUGAAUCUCACUACCUGUCAUCGGUUGAUUCAUUUGGGAGUCCGCCGACUACAGCUCCACAAGAGUGUGUGUCGGCAGCAGGCAGGGCGGGCGUGAGCAGCGGCGGCACAGAGGGGGUGGAGAUGCCGGGCUCCUUCGUUCCCACAGUGACGGCCAUCACCACCAGUCAGGACCUGCAGUGGAUGGUACAGCCCACCCUGAUCUCCUCCGUGGCUCCCACCCAGAGCAGCAGUGGGGCCCCCACCAUGACCCAGCCUGCACCCCUGGAGACCUUCGACCUGCCAGGGCCCAGCUACCAGGCGGGACCCGGGUUCACCCCCCCGAGCUCGGACGCGCCAGGGCCCAGUCGUCACUCUCGCACGCGCAGCCGACGCGCACGGGAGGAAACUCUGACCCCAGAGGAAGAGGAGAAGAGGCGCGUUCGUCGUGAGCGAAACAAGAUGGCAGCUGCCAAGUGUCGCAAUCGCCGCCGGGAGCUCACGGAUAGGCUGCAGUCGGAGACAGACAUACUGGAGGAAGAGAAAGCAGAGCUGGAAGCGGAGAUCGCUGAGCUCCAGAAGGAGAAGGAGCGCUUGGAAUUCGUCCUGGUCGCCCACCAGCCGGGCUGCAAAAUCCCCUAUGAGGAGGAGCUGCAGCCAACAGCCGGCCAGGCCUCGCAGCAGCCCACCGUGUCCGUGCUGGGCCUGUCAGUGAAGGAGGACCCGUUCUACCUGCCCCCGGCCUACCCCUCCCACACCGCCAUGGCGCAGCUGCCGCAGCCAGAGCUGCUCCAGGAGGUAGCGUUUUCCAGUUCUUUCUAUGCGCAGAGCGAGCCGGAGCUGGGUGGCCUGUGCCUGGACGCAGACGCUUGCGGCCGAGAUGCUGGUGGCGGCUUCCCCUUGUACACGUCCUCUUUUGUGGUCACCUGCCCCGAUGGGGUCUGCGGGGCAAGCGCAAACCAGUGGAGCAGCGGCAGCGAUCAGGCCUCCGAUCCCCUCACCUCCCCCUCCUCCCUGCUUGCACUCUAACGGGGCCCUUCCAUGCGCAGACAUGGACAGACCUGCGCAGAUAUGCGCAGACCUGCCCAGGCACAUGCAGAAACAGCAGGCUUGCCAGACACUCGCUUGCAACACACAACAGAAAGCGUACGUUUGGACACGUGCAAAUACUUGCACAGUUGCACAGAAAUGUAUUGAUCGACACAUAUAUGUACAUAAACUGGUAGUCUGCUCUCCAGAGCCCUGAAUUGCACCAUUCCUAUGGAAGGUAUAAUCACUAAUUACUGCUAAUUGAAAGCAUGCAACAUUUUAAUCUUGUCCCUCAGUUUUGAAGUUGGCUUAGAAAGCCCUUGGAUGGGAAUGUUAAGCAUUAUUUUACAAGUAAUUUUCCAGUGACAUCACUGACAAAAUUACCUGAAUCUGCCUGAUUGAUUCUUAAGUAUUUAUCACCAGCCUACAGAAACUGCUGGUAUAAUUUCUGGUCAUAAACCAGGCUGUAUGGUCAGCCUUUUGGAUCAGCAUUUUUCAGAGCCCAUGACAUGCACAUCCAUAUAUAGAGAUACAUACACGCAUACCUGCUUUUGAGCAAUCAUGCAAGAUCUUAUGCUCCUUCCUCAACCUCUGCCCUCUCUCUAUCAUCCCGAUGCCUCCCUCACUGUGGCCUCUCUCGGUCCCUCUCCAUGCUGGCUGAAUGUAUUUUAAUUGGGAAUAGGAGAAAGUGGCUUCCAGUCUGAGGGGCAAUGCCCUCCUGACUCCUUCCUUCUCACCUCCCCUUUCUCUGGGACUGGGCCAGGGUGGCACUGCCUCCCUGCAGAUUUCCCCAUCCACGUCCCCACCACUGUUUCUUCUCUCCUCUUUCCUGUCUCUCUGUUUAAAGUUCUUGAACCCCGAGAGCCUGUCGGGCGUCUCCAGCGUCUGGGACACCAACUGAGAGCCGGCCACGCCCCCCACCUCUCCUCUUCAGCCACCCAUGUCCCAGAGGCCAACCAUUCCAAAACGCAGCAAAAACUAAAACACAAAACACAAAAACCUGAGUGAGAGCACCAUUCUGGAAAAUGUUUUUUCUUCCUUUUGGAUAUACAAGCAAGGAAACCUGUGAAAUGAACAUGAUGGGCUGGGAAUGGCUCUCACUUAAUUAAGGUUUGUGGCCAAACAGACAAUACCAAGCAAAAGAAGAGAAGGGGGGCGGGGGCGCAGGCUGAGAGAGGAGUGGAGGAACCUGACAGCCAGUGAGAGAGAGAGAAAAAGAGAGACAGAGAAAUGGAGGGUAGGGGAGAGCAUGUGAAUUGAACAUUUCUGGAGCUCUGGAUUCAUGCAGGAAAGUGUGUUAUGCAAAGACAAAUAGGCUGCUCACCCCUGUGCUCCACACUCAGCUCUGCAGUGCCACCUCUCCAGUUCAUCUCUUACACCCAACCCCGCCCUAAAACACCCACCGCCGCCGCCGUCCAGUAGUAACUGACAUGAGUAUUUGUUUUUAUUGCUGUUUUCGUAUGCUAUUUGACAAUGAAAAAAGUGAUAAAUGUGGUUUAUGAAACGGCAAAAAAGAAAGGGGAAGGUUUAGAGGUUUUUUUUUUGCCACCAUCUGUGUCUUGGGUUUGGAUUUGUUACUGAUGACUCCAUUGCUGUUUUAAGGGUGGUGUCAGUUUUAAAUAAGGGCUGUCAUAAAUGCCCUGAGUGAGAGUGUUCUCUUGAAGGAAUUCUGCUCUAAGAUGACAUUUACUAUUUUAAAAAAAAGCCUCUUGACAUUCGGGGAAGUGGACUCCUGCCUUCCUGCAUCAUCUUCUCAAGCAGAGUCCACACUCGCUUUGACUGGGAUCUUUAGACCACUUCUCCAGUUUAUUUCUUUUUGAGAGGCUGAUAAGGACAGAGGGGAACAAGAAAAAAAAAUAUAUAUUUUGUGUAUGUGUUUCUAAUAUUACUGUGAAUUUAUUUUUCAAGUUGAGGAAAAAAAUGGCUUUGUCCAAUUGCACACGUUUGCAACUCUUGCCUCUACUGCAGUUGCUAACCUGAAGCUUUUACAUGUUGUUAAUGUCUUUAUAUUGUAACUCUAUUAUAACUAUAUCUCUAUCUAUAUCAUUGUUAUUGCUAUAUUGUUAUUAUAAGUCUUCGGUGACUUAGAGGCUAUUGUUGCACUAUGAAGCUUUUUAUAUAGAAAAUACACAAUUAUAUACAUGCACGCACACACACACACAUGAAAUUGAUAGAUGUGUAUAUGCUUAGACAUAUGAUGGUUGCAAAGAAUGAAUGUUUCAAAUAAGACAAAAUUAACCACUCUGUGUAAUGUAGAAGAUGGUGAGCUUCUUGAAAACAAGCCAUUCAUCUGAGCUACAACAGAGACAUUUUUCUGAAAGAGCAAAAAUGAUCGAAACAAUCCCACCCAUCGGCCAACAUUAAGAGCUUAUUCACUGCCAGUCCCCUUGAUGUGUGUGUGCUUAUGUGAUUCAUACAUGCCUCUAUAAAUGUGUUUAUAUGAUGAUGGCA
This is a messenger RNA of Megalops cyprinoides (Indo-Pacific tarpon), 3817 nucleotides long. Its product is annotated as protein fosB-like. Gene Ontology annotation, biological process: regulation of transcription by RNA polymerase II. Gene Ontology annotation, cellular component: nucleus. Gene Ontology annotation, molecular function: DNA-binding transcription factor activity, RNA polymerase II-specific; RNA polymerase II cis-regulatory region sequence-specific DNA binding. The transcript has 5 exons. The coding region runs from base 299 to 1366 and encodes 355 amino acids. NCBI's taxonomy places the organism in Eukaryota, Metazoa, Chordata, Actinopteri, Elopiformes, Megalopidae. The record is from RefSeq and is a predicted model, not a curated record.